Salvia splendens (bonfire salvia) is the source of this 375-nucleotide messenger RNA. Its product is annotated as putative late blight resistance protein homolog R1A-3. Gene Ontology annotation, molecular function: ADP binding. The transcript has a single exon. Lineage: Eukaryota; Viridiplantae; Streptophyta; Magnoliopsida; Lamiales; Lamiaceae. The record is from RefSeq and is a predicted model, not a curated record. The coding region runs from base 1 to 375 and encodes 124 amino acids.
AUGAGAGAGGUGUUUCUCACCAUUCUCAAGAAGUUCACCCGCGAAGACAUGUCUGUCAAGGAAGAUUGGGAACUUGCCCCACUAGUCCGGUCUCAUCUGGAUAGGGGAAGAUUCUUACUCUUCAUGGAUGAUGUGUGGACUGUGGAAGACUGGAGACGAAUCGAACCUGCCCUGCCAAGGAACAAUAAGUCAGGUAAAGUUCUGAUAACGAGCCGUCAUGAGAGAGUAACUAAGCAAAACCUCAACAGAGAACCUCACAAGCUGCGGUUCUUGCAUACUGAGGAAAGUUGGGAGUUGCUCCAGUUGGAGGUAUUUGGUAACAACAAUAAAUGUCCAGGAGAUUUGGAGGGUGUUGGAAAGCAUAUAGCCACUUGA